GGGCCCCCAUCCCCGGCCAGCGCGGGAGCGGCCGGCCCCGGGGCGGGGCCUCGGAGCGUAGGCCAAUGGGAGCGCGGCUGGCCCAGACCACGGUCCACCUCAGAAUGUUGAUACAGCGUGCUGGCCAAUGGGCUCGCGCCUGGGGCGGGGCCGCAUGGAGGGGGCGGGGCAGGUCACAGCUUCGGGGCAGCGCGGCGCGGGAGGCUGCCGAUCCAGGGCGGGGGUCGGCGGCCCCGCCAGCCCGGCCCGGCCCGGGGCUGCGUCCCGAGCGUCCACCCUUGCAGCUGCAGCCUCGGCCCCCGGCCGGCGGGCCAUGCAGGCCGAGCGCCCUCCGGCACCCGGCCCGGGCUGCAGGCACCCCCCGCCCCGGGCCGCCAGCCGGGACCCCGCGGCCGCGCCCGUGUCGGUGCCCGCGCCGCCGCAGGGCCCUGCCGUUAGUAGCGGCUUUGCGGGCUUGAAGUUCGCGCCCCCGCAGGAACCAGAGCCGCGGGACCCGGAGACGUGGGCGGGGGCGGCGGCGGGAGCCCAGACACCAUCGACGCACAUCCCGGUACCAGCGCAUAGAGCCCCCCAAGGAAAAGCCCGGCUUGAUGAGGUCAUGGCAGCCGCAGCCCUCACAAGCCUGUCCACCAGCCCACUCCUGCUUGGGGCUCCAGCCGCAGCUUUCAGCACAGAGCCCGGCUUGCAGCCCUGGCAGGAGAGCCUGGUGAGGCCGCGAGGCAGUUACGGCAGCGGCCCCAGUGGGGACUGGGGCUGGGACCUGGCCAGUGAGCAGUCCUCCCCAGCUACCCCGUCGCCCCCACUGCCCCCUGAGGCAGCCCACUUCCUGUUUGGGGAGCCUGCCCCUAGGAAAAGGAAGAGCUCGGUGCAGGUCCUGUUCCAGUGUCUGUGGAAGCGCUGUGGGAAGGUGCUGAGCUCCGCGCCUGCGAUGCAGAGACACAUCCGCCUGAUGCACCUGGGCAGGCGGCAGGCGGAGCCAGAGCAGAGCGAUGGUGAUGGUGAAGAGGACUUCUACUACACGGAGCUGGACAUUGGUCUCGAUGCUCUGACCGACGGGCUGUCCAGCCUGACGCCGAUGUCCCCCACAGCCUCCAUGCUGCCCGCGUGCCCCCACGUGGAGCUGUCAGAACCGGGGGCCCUGCCUGGCUUGCUGCACCCACUUGCCCUAUCCCCAUCCCCGGGGCUGGGCUCUGUGGCAACCGCCCAGGUGUGCCGCAGUGACCACGCCUACCAGGUGGGUGAGGUCACAGGCAGCCGCUGGGGCCGGGUCUCAGGGUGCUCUGGAGGGGAGCGAGACCACCACUGUGCCUCCUCUCAGGGCUGCCUGGCACCCACCCAGCUGGAGCCACAGCCCACCACAGGUGGGGCCUGCAUGCCCGCCCUGCCCUCCAAGCUUGGUGCCAGCCUGAGGAAGCCCCGAGGUGAUGCCAAGAAGUGCCGGAAGGUGUAUGGCACAGCGCGCAGGGACCUGUGGUGCGCUGCCUGCCGCUGGAAAAAGGCCUGCAGGCGCUUCCUGGACUGAGCCACCUGCCCCAGCAUUCCCUCAGGAGUUAGAGGAGAACAGUUUCCACCCCCAGCCCGUCUGGGGCCUCUCCUAGCUGCAGGGUCUACUUUUUAAUGGGGGGGAGGGGAUGUUGGUGACCCUGGACCCCAGAGGUGGAGGAGGGUCCCGCCACUCAAAGUGCCUCUGAAGAAACCAGCCUUUUGCACUAAAGCCACACAAGGGUCCCCGGGGGGUGGCUGCCCUCCCUGCCUGUCUAUGGACUUGUCAAGGGUGUUGAUGGACCUGGAUUUGAGGUUACAUGGGAGCCAGUCCUGGGUGCACGCUGAGGGGUUUUGGGGAGGGGCCUCCCCCGUCGACACAGCCUGAUGGUUCACCGGCCCAGGGCUGACACUAGUACCAUGUUUGCAAAGCUCAGGUGUCUUGCCAGGAGAGAAAAAUUAAAGGUUUGGGGUUUUUCCAGAA
Molecule: messenger RNA, 1966 nt
Organism: Hipposideros armiger (great roundleaf bat)
Lineage: Eukaryota; Metazoa; Chordata; Mammalia; Chiroptera; Hipposideridae
Gene: SLC2A4RG
Product: SLC2A4 regulator
Exons: 7
Coding region: 128-1522 (464 amino acids)
Biological process (GO): regulation of transcription by RNA polymerase II
Cellular component (GO): nucleus
Molecular function (GO): RNA polymerase II cis-regulatory region sequence-specific DNA binding; DNA-binding transcription factor activity
Source: RefSeq, a predicted model, not a curated record